AUGUCUCUUCCCUCUUUGGACAAUUACUUCGCUCUUGAUUGUGAAAUGGUAGGUAUCCGUGAUCCUCAAUAUCCGAACCGUGAAGUAUCCGCUCUUGCCAGUUUGGUCAUAGUGGAUCAUACUGGUAAAAUCCUAUAUCAAUCGUUGGUUCACGUUCCCACUGAUCAAGUGGUUGAUUGGCGGACUUCCAAAAGUGGGAUCGCUCCUGGUGAUCUUGAUAAUGCUCCUUCUUUGGAAAACGUUCAAGAGGAGGUGAAAAGGAUAUUGAAAUCUAAGAUUUUGGUUGGACAUUCAGUAUGGAACGAUUUAUCUGCUAUCGAGAUCGUCCAUCCUAAGAAAGAUGUAAGAGAUACAGCUUUAUAUAAACCUCUUCGUCUUCACGGUUUCGCUCAAUAUCGUUAUCCAUCUUUAGUCCGUAUGACGAUGGAAGUUUUGAAUAGGAAGAUACAGAGUGGAAAACAUGAUCCUGUCAGUACAACCAUGAAUGAUUUUUUCAUCGGUUCUUUCUGCUCACUUCCAGGUUGA
Molecule: messenger RNA, 525 nt
Organism: Tremella mesenterica DSM 1558
Lineage: Eukaryota; Fungi; Basidiomycota; Tremellomycetes; Tremellales; Tremellaceae
Exons: 6
Coding region: 1-525 (174 amino acids)
Cellular component (GO): nucleus
Molecular function (GO): exonuclease activity; nucleic acid binding
Source: RefSeq, a predicted model, not a curated record